Messenger RNA from Phytophthora nicotianae INRA-310, 1937 nucleotides. RefSeq lists its product as hypothetical. Gene Ontology annotation, molecular function: sodium:proton antiporter activity. The transcript has a single exon. The record is from RefSeq and is a predicted model, not a curated record. The coding region runs from base 47 to 1810 and encodes 587 amino acids. Gene Ontology annotation, cellular component: membrane. Gene Ontology annotation, biological process: proton transmembrane transport; sodium ion transport; regulation of pH. NCBI's taxonomy places the organism in Eukaryota, Oomycota, Peronosporomycetes, Peronosporales, Peronosporaceae.
CUAAAUCCCACCCAAUUUGGGUCCGAAACACAUCAAAUUAGUCAGCAUGGAGGACGCGGUGCUGCUCCUGCUCAUGCUGUUCGUGCUGGUGAUGGCGUCCUACAUGCUGGGGCGCUACUCCUGUAUGAUCCUGUCCCAGAGCAGCUUCGCGCUCAUGUUCGGCCUCUUCGUGGGGCUCUUUAUGAUCAUGGGCGGUAAGCAUGCGGCGCUGCACACACAUCUGAACCUUGACAACAGUCUCUUCUUUAAUGUGCUGCUGCCACCGAUCAUCUACGAAGGAGGGUUCUCGCUCAAGUGCGCGGUGUUCUUCAGGAACUUCCCGGCCAUCAUGAGUACAGCCGUGUUGGGCACCGUCAUCGCGACGACGAUUACGGGAGGCGUGCUGUACCUCGCAGGCUCUGCUGGCAUUGUGACCAAGCUGUCGUGGGUCGAAGCUUUCCUGUUCGGUACGCUGAUCAGUGCCGUCGACACGGUGGCAACGCUGAGCUGCUUUGACAAACUCAAUGUGCCGCCGUUACUGUUUAAUCUCGUGUUCGGAGAGAGUGUGAUGAACGACGCCGUCGCGAUUGCGCUAUACCAGACGCUGCAUAAGUGGGAACCGGACAGUAACUUCAGUGCCAAGCAACUGCUUCGUGUGGCGCUAAAUACGGGCGGGAUGUUUGUGGGAUCUUUGAUCGUAAGUACGCUUAUUACGCUAGGCGGAGCUUUUCUCCUCAAGCGCAAGUUCUUCGCGACACUGCGCUACUACCCAAGUUAUGAGAUCUCGCUGUGCUUGAUUUUCAGCUUGCUAACGUACUUCGUUGCGGACAGUUUGAAGCUGAGUGGUAUUGUAGCACUGUUCUUCUCGGGUACCAUGACGGCACACUACCAUUUCAACACGUUGUCAAGGGAGGCGCAACAUGCUUUUACGCACCUACUACACACGUUGGCAUUUGUCUGCGAAAAUAUUGUGUAUGUAUUCAUGGGCACAUCAGUGAUUAUGAUUUUCGCUGGACAUGGUGAGGAGAAUGCUGGUGCUUCACUUCGAGUGGACGAUAUCGAUUGGUCUUUCAUUGGCUUGACGCUUGUGGCCUGCAUUGUUGCUCGCUUCUGCAACAUUUUCCCGCUUCUGAGCCUCUGCAACUGCCUUCGCUCUCCUUCAAACCGAAUUCCGGUUAAGUUCAUGAGUGUCAUCUGGAUGGCAGGUCUUCGUGGCUCCAUGGCCUUCGCUUUGGCUAAAAAUUGGAAUUACAUCGGCCUUCAUGGAGCGUCACACCGCCGACUCAUUGAGUCUACGACUCUUGUGGUGAUCCUCAUCACUACGAUCGUGAUUGGUGGCCUAAUGGGCCCGUUGCUGAUGAACCUGCACCUCACCGGCAAAUAUAAAGACCACAGUCAUCUGGAACAAUCUGACACAGAUAGAAGCUCUGCAACUGCUUCAGAAUCUGAAGAGACUCUGUCUCGGUCAGCUGAACGCAGCACUCGCCACGCUGACGGUGAGGUACGUGGUGCCUUGGCGUUCCCGGAGGAAGAGCAGCCCAAAGAAAAUCGUGAUGGCACAGGAGACGAGGUCCCGAUCCUGACUCCGCGGCCGCAGUUCCACGACGUUACGAGUGAUGAUGAGGACGACCCGAACCUUGCUUCUCCUGCUGCCGAAAGAUCUCGUGGUAAUUCGUUGACAAGUGCGUUUUUCCGCAACUGGCAAGCCUUCGAUACCACCUACAUGCAGCCAGUGUUUGGCAGGUCUUCACAACGACCAGCGGCGUCGACCUCCGUUGACGACCUGAGCGAGAUGCGACUUGCUAAGGCUCAGGCAGAGGCGGCCGUGUGAAUUAAGCAUAUAGCGUCGAUAGGAUUAUCACCGUUGCAUGUUGCAGUCAGGCAGCAAAAAUGAAUAGAUACACUUUAUCAUGUUUCGCGGGGGUAAGCUGCCAUGCGGAUGCCAUGCUGCAAUUACC